AUGUUUCCUGUGAUAAACAAAGUUCUUGUAAAUAUGGCCCAAAAUUUGGAUUCAUCAUGUGGAUUUCGCUAUCGCCGUAUAGGAAUAUUGGGUUUUGGUCAUCUAGGACAAUUUUUAUGUAAUCAAUUGGAACGAGAACAGUUAAAACCAAAUCGAGAAUUUGAAUUAGUAUUUAUUUGGAAUCGUUCGUUUAAUAUAUUCAAAAAAUAUCCAGAUGUUAAUCAACAAUUAAUUGUUCAUACAAUACAAGAAGGUUUACAACGUUUACCUGAUUUAGUUAUUGAAGUCGCACAUCCAGAGGUCAUUGAAAAGUAUGGUAUUCAAAUUCUCGACGUUUGUGAUUUAUUUGUUGGUUCACCGACUGCUUUUGCGAACGAACAUUUGGAAAAACAAUUAUGUAAAAAAACUGUGGAUUCAUCGCAUUCAAUUUAUAUUAGUAGUGGUGCAUUUUGGGGUGCCGAAGAUAUUUUGAAAAUGUCUGAAAGAAAUAUUCUUAAAUCAUUAUGUAUAACAAUGAAAAAACAUCCAGACUCGUUUAAACUUAAUGAACCAUUGAGGACAAAAUUAAUGGAAAAUUUAGAAAAUGAAGGCGAAGUGGUAUUGUAUCAUGGUCCUGUACGUCAAUUAUGUUCUUUAGCACCGAAUAAUGUCAAUACAAUGGCUAUUGGUGCUUUAGUGGCGUCAAACUUGGGUUUUGAUGGUGUUCAAGGAAGUCUAGUUGCUGACAAAUCAUUAAUCGAUCGACAUAUUGUAGAAAUUGAGUUGUCGGGUCCCGAUUCUCCUGAUAAAAAUAAGCCAUCGUUUCAUUGUAAAACAAUUCGGACAAAUCCAGCUGAUAUUGGACAUGUGACGGGUUCUACUACACUAAUAUUGCUAAAUUAUUUCAUUAUGUCAUCGUCAACAAAUUCUUCAUCAACUACUAAAAGUGUUCCGUCAUUAAAACGAAAAGUUCAAACUCCACAAACCUCAUCAUUACCAUCAACGCUAGUCAAAGUGCCAAAACAAGAACAACAAUUAAAAUCACAACGUACUCUCGGUAUACCAGAAGAUGAUAUUAUUCGUUCUCGUCUAUUAUAUGAAGGUGAUAUGGGUAUUGAUGAUCGACGUAUUUUAACAUUAAUGAAAACGUAUCAUCGAUGGUUUCAAGAUUCAUCAUCAUCAAUAGUUGAUGAUUCAUUUGAAAAAAUUCUCGCAUCAUUAUAUGCUAUUGAACAUUCUUAUACUCUAUCACAAACAACAUUAAAAAUGGAUAAAUAUGAACAACAAUGUUAUGAACAAAAAAAUUUAUUUAUUCUAAAACAUUUAGAAAAAUUACGUCUUGAAUUAGAUUUAAAUGAAAAACAUUUGAUUAAAGCAAAAGAAAAACGUUUACAUCUAUUGGAAUAUGAUCGAAAAUGUAUUGAUAUUGAAAAAUAUCCAACACGAAAAGAAUUAAAAACACAAAUACAAUCUGUUCUUGAACGAAAACAAUAUUUUGAACGUUUAUUGACAACAUUUGAUUCCACAUAUCAUUUACGAUUAAAACAAAUUGCCAUUUAUAUGAAACCGAUAUUUGAAUUAGAUUUGAUAUUAAAAGAGGAUACAUUAUCUGUUGGGUCGGAUACUGAAGAAGAACAACAGUUAACUAAUACAAAAACAUCUACAACGAUAAUAACUACAGAAAAAUUAAAUAAACAACAAAAUAAACAAUCAAAAACAUCGAAUACAACAACAUCAUCGAAAAUUUCGUCACAUAAACGAUCAAAUUCUGAAUCAUCAGCCAGUAUAGAAGAUGAUGUAAUACCAUCAAAUAAAAAUAAAAAAGCCAAAAAACAAAGUCUCCUAUUGCCAACAACAACAAUUCAAGAUCAAAAUUCGAACAUAAUAGUACCGUUAUUCAGUAAUGAUCUUGAAUUAUUUGGAACGGUAUUAGUAAAUCCAUUAGACAAAAUGUUAGAGAAAUAA
Messenger RNA from Didymodactylos carnosus, 1944 nucleotides. The record is from the annotation of a GenBank genome assembly. Lineage: Eukaryota; Metazoa; Rotifera; Eurotatoria; Philodinida; Philodinidae.